This is a messenger RNA of Pestalotiopsis fici W106-1, 2094 nucleotides long. RefSeq lists its product as uncharacterized. The transcript has 3 exons. Lineage: Eukaryota; Fungi; Ascomycota; Sordariomycetes; Amphisphaeriales; Sporocadaceae. The coding region runs from base 1 to 2094 and encodes 697 amino acids. Gene Ontology annotation, molecular function: cholinesterase activity. The record is from RefSeq and is a predicted model, not a curated record.
AUGAUUUUGGGCUGGUUUGGCUCUUUCCUUUGGCAGCUGGGUCAAAUCCAGGCAAUUUCCUUGAACAGCUCCUCCACUGGAGAUAUAUCAAUCCUCGCCCCAAAUGCCCUUGACGGCGCUCAAAACAAUGGGGCGGGAGCUAUACUCAUCAGUCAGCCAGGAUCGUAUGCUGUCGCCAAUACCAGCUGUGCUCAACUGAGCGAAACCAUUUGGAGUCCUGAUUCCGCCCAUUUCAAUGCGGGUCUCGAUAACUCCAUCUUACGACAGGUCUACGUCGGUAACAUAGCAAAAGACCAAUUGUUCUGGGUGGCUCGAAAUCAGAAUGAUGGAAACUGCCAGGGCAUUGACACAAACGGCCAUGCCCACUCACUCGAUUGUGAAAGUCAGCUGCCCGUGCUGUGUACGCAAAGUGCCCCCGUCUCCAACUCGUCGCAUUCGGACACUGCAGUCAAAUGGCAGAUCACUCACAAUGUUGCCGGUUCUACCUUUACGGGCUAUCGCGACUAUCACGCCUGGAAGUUCCGCGGGGUGCGUUUCGCGAAAAAGCCCGACCGAUUUACAUACUCGUCUGUUUUCUUAGAACCCGGGAGUGUAUCUGCGAUUACGGCUGGGGCAGACUGUGUGCAGCCAAUUGGAGAAGUCACAUCUGGAAGUAGUGAAGAUUGCCUGUUCCUCAACAUAUGGACGUCGAGUCUACCACUAACCGGAAACUCGAGCAACGCAUCAUACCUGCCACCUUUGAAACCAGUCAUGGUUUACCUGUACGGUGGUGGCUUCACGAGUGGAUCUGGCAAGAAUCCUAACACUGACGGUACGAACCUGGCCUCGCGAGGUGAUGUAGUCGUGGUGUCCGUCAAUUAUAGAGUUGGCAACGUAGGAUUCCUCGCCUUUUUGGAUGGCAUCCACAACGGAAAUUACGCCGUUUCGGACAUGGUAACAGCACUGACUUGGGUUCAAAACUACAUUAAAUACUUCGGUGGGGAUGCUGAUAGAGUCACGGUCUUUGGAGAAUCUGCCGGAGCUCAGGGAACGCACAUCUUGCUGAGUUCUCCCGCAGCUAAAGGCUUAUUUCACAGAGCCAUCAUGCAGUCCGAUCCUACUAGUUACCCUCACGGUGGCUUUACAUGGCCUCGCUAUGCCAGUAUUGAGGAUGCAUAUCGAGACGGAACGACGGGGGUCUUGAACCAAACAGGUUGUCUCAACGCCAAAGACCAACUUUCAUGUCUAAAAAGUAUUGAUGGUUUUGAUCUAGUGAAUCUCGAGACUAACUUGAAUGGACCCGUGGUGGAUGGAACAUACAUUGAUCAACAAGAACUCAUCGUCAGUAAGCCCGGGAUAGCAUCCAGCAUAUCAGUGAUGACAGGAACCAAUCGAGACGAGUGCGGCGUGUACAUUGACGAAGACGCAUAUCCUAAGAAUGGCACUACAUUUGCUACCUACUUUAGGGACCACGUGGGGAUUGAUCAAGGCCUCCCCGACAAUUAUUCGCUCAGCGUCCCUGAAGGCCCAUUCUCGCUGAGCAAUGCGUCGUCGCCUGAACAAGUCUUCAACGCAACUCUACGAGUGGCCUCGGACGGCGAAUUUGUGUGUUUUGACUUGGCCAAGGCGUACUCGGCUGCCAAACAUGAAGCUUUCAAGUCAGUACAUGUCUUCCAGUUCAACCGUACAUACAGCCCAUCUGGAUACACAAGACCGUGGUGUGAUGCGCCCCAAACACUAGGAAGACCUCACGGUGAUCCUGAUGGGGAAUACUACAAGUGCCAUGCGGGCGAGCAACUCGUCGUCUUUGGGAAUAUUGUGAGAUCUGGUCAACCUGACCGGGACGGCUUAGAUGUGCCGUUUAUGCAACUGACGGUGGACUAUUGGGCUUCAUUUGCUCGGGCGGGUGAUCCAAAUCCAGACAAGGGUUAUCUCAAUGCCUCUGGCCAUUAUAACACUCUUACACAAAUUGAGCUGGCGGGUUUGUGGGAAGCUGUAGACUUUCAGAAGCCGACCAUGAGACUCUUGCAAUGGAAUGGAGCACAAGUGUCCUUCGUUGAGACUGCGCAGUGCGAAGCGCUUGGCAUUCCAUAUGACACGCUGGAAGGGCAAUAA